AUGAAGAUCCAAUGUGACGUGUGUAACAAACACGACGCAUCGGUCUUCUGCACCGCCGAUGAAGCAGCCCUCUGCGACGGCUGCGACCACCGCAUCCACCACGCCAACAAACUCGCCUCCAAACACCAACGUUUCUCUCUUCUUCGACCUAAACAACACCCUCUCUGCGAUAUUUGUCAGGAGAGAAGAGCUUUCACGUUCUGUCAGCAAGACAGAGCGAUUCUGUGCAGAGAGUGUGACGUGUCGAUUCACUCUGUAAACGAACACACCCUUAAGCAUGAUAGGUUCCUUCUCACUGGUGUUAAACUUUCAACUUCUUCUUCGUCACAAGAAACUGCCUCUCCUUCAUACUCAACCCCUGAUUCUCUUCUGGACGUUACGCAUCAAACAACAAUACCUUUAUCUUCCACCAUGAAUAAGGUUGGUGUUGAAGCAACGGGUUCCACAAGUGCUAGCAGCAUAUCGGAGUAUUUGAUAGAGACUCUUCCUGGGUGGCAGGUUGAAGACUUUCUCGAUUCAUAUUCUGUUCCCUUUGGUUUCUGUAAGAGUGACGAGGUGUUGCCACGGUUUGAUGUUGACGUGGAGGGGCAUCUCGGUUCCUUCUCAACGGAGAACAUGGGGAUCUGGGUUCCUCAAGCGCCACAACCUCUUCUGAGUUCUUCCCAGAUGGAUGGAGCGAUUGGGCAAAGUGAGACCAAUAUGAAAGGUAGCAAAUUGAGGUUGAAGGAUGAUAAUUUCACAGUGCCACAGAUGAGUCCUCAGUCAAAUCCCAAGAGAGGAGGGAGGUUUCAAUGGUAG
This is a messenger RNA of Sphenostylis stenocarpa, 798 nucleotides long. NCBI's taxonomy places the organism in Eukaryota, Viridiplantae, Streptophyta, Magnoliopsida, Fabales, Fabaceae. The record is from the annotation of a GenBank genome assembly.